Messenger RNA from Zymoseptoria tritici IPO323, 2009 nucleotides. It is a transcript of the gene MgVPS5, whose product is annotated as Vacuolar protein sorting-associated protein Vps5. The coding region runs from base 17 to 1894 and encodes 625 amino acids. Gene Ontology annotation, cellular component: endosome. The transcript has 4 exons. Gene Ontology annotation, biological process: retrograde transport, endosome to Golgi; protein retention in Golgi apparatus. Gene Ontology annotation, molecular function: phosphatidylinositol binding. The record is from RefSeq and is a predicted model, not a curated record. Lineage: Eukaryota; Fungi; Ascomycota; Dothideomycetes; Mycosphaerellales; Mycosphaerellaceae.
CAACCCGUGGGACGCAAUGGAUGAGGGAAGCUCACCGUGGGACGAUGUCCCAUCUCGCAGUCACUCCCACCACAGCCUUGUCAAGGCAGCAGAAGAUGCGCAGGCCACGUCCGAUCCGAUGCCUGCCUCGCCCUCUCUCUCGCAAUCGACUCCGAACAUCGCCGCAGGCGUGAAGCCAGCUCCAUCCAAAUCCCGAACCCCACGCCGACAUGUAGCCCUCGCGCAAUCGACCACACUCGAGAGUCUGGAUGACUCCAUGGGACCGCUAGGUCCUCUAGGCCAAGAGCCUGUUGAAGAGCCAGUCGCGCCUACACCACCAGUGAAAGAGCUCGCGUCCCGCACAAGACAAUCCGCCAGCAGCCGGCCAACCACUUCCGCGUCUGGCUCAUCGCUGCGUGGCCCAGACUACGAUGACGAUGUGGCAUCUUCGCUGUAUGGUGGUCCGCGCAUACCGCCGCCAGUACAGCCUACGGAGUUUGAUGGUCGGGUCAGGCAGGCGCAACCUUCAGUCUCCGUGGAGCAGGCAUCAAAGCCGACAUUUUCAAUAACAGUCGGCGAUCCUCAUACCGUGGGCAAUGCGGCAACAAGUCACACAGUGUACAGUGUCAUCACACGGACUUCCUCAAAGGCGUACAUGAACUCCAGCUUCACCGUGACAAGACGAUACCGGGACUUUCUCUGGCUAUACGAACGAAUGCACGACAACAAUCCAGGUGUGGUGGUACCACCCCCACCAGAAAAGCAAGCGAUGGGUCGCUUUGACAACAACUUCGUGGAGUCAAGAAGAAUGGCAUUGGAGCGUAUGAUAAACAAGAUCGCGGCCCACCCUAUACUGCAAAGCGACGGAGACCUCAAGAUCUUCUUGGAGAGCGAGACAUUCAACGUGGCCAUCAAGCACUCAGGAAAGGAUCCUCUUCUCGGCGGAAGCGAGUCGAAAGGCAUCAUGUCGAGCAUUGGUCUUGGAAGUGUAGGAUCAAGCAACAAGUUCGUCGAGCACGACGACUGGUUCCACGACCGACGGAUCUACUUGGAUGCGUUGGAGAACCAGCUCAAAGCGCUGCAGAAGAGCACAGACACAGUUGUUGCGCAGCGAAAAGGUCUUUCAGAUGCAUGCGGCGACUUCAGCAUUUCUCUACACAACCUCGCAGCCGUCGAGCUCUCUCCUAGCUUAUCCGGACCUCUCGAAUCCCUCGGCGACCUCCAGCUGCGGAUCCAAGAACUGUACCAGCGUCAAGCCAUGCAAGACAUUCUCACCCUCGGCAUCGUGAUCGACGAAUACAUCCGGCUCAUCGGCUCCGUCAAGAAGUCCUUCGAGCAGCGACAGAAAGCCUACCACUCCUGGCACUCGGCGGAGUCAAAACUUCAAGAGAUCAAGAAACAGCAAGACAAACUCCUCAGAGCCGGGCGCUCGCAGCAAGAUCGCAUCGGCCAGAUGCAAGCGGACGUCAACGAUGCGGAGAGGAGAGUUCACGCCAGCCGCUUGCUGUUUGAGGACAUGGGUCGAUUGAUGCGUACGGAAUUGGAUCGUUUCGAGCGGGAGAAAGUGGAAGACUUCAAGAGUGGAGUUGAGACGUUCCUGGAGAGUGCAAUCGAGGCACAGAAAGAGCUCAUCGAACUAUGGGAAACCUACCUCCUCCAACUCGACAGCGACGAGGAUGGCCCGCCACUCAUGCCCGCCGGCGUGGUGGCCGAUCCACAGCCAAAGUCUGAUGCUCAGCUUCGUCGCGAAGCGGCAACUGCUCAGCUCGAUGCAGAGCACGCCGAGAAUGGCUCGCACGACGGGGAUGAAUCGCGGCUUUCUGGGACUACUGUGCAUGAGAGCGAGGGCUUUGGAGCUGACAGCGAGCAGACGAUGCAGGAGGCUCUGCGUAGUUCGCAGGAGAUUGAGUCGUAGAGGCAUUCUACUUGAAUUGGUCGAACAGUUGAGAUAUGAUUGCAGACGCAGGUCGGUGAAUCACUAAAUAGACGAGCCAAACGCCAGAUACAUGACAAAGAAGCACUCAAAAGUC